UACAAGGGCCACAAAUUCAAAUGGGUGUGGGUUUGCCGACGAAUCGAAUCCCACGGUUUCUACAACCCCAGAGACAUGAACUCCACGCUAGGAUCGGAGGUCAGAUCCUUCGAGCUCACCUUCCACAAGACAAACAGAGAAAUGGUGAUCCAUUCCUACCUUCCCCACAUCGCAAACCUGGCCAAGAUGAGGAAACAAGAAAACAAAACCAUCAAGAUCUUCACAGUGGAUUACGAGAAUAUGUACAACAUCAAUGAUAUGUGGAAGCCCGUGAUGCUGGAUCACCCUGCUACAUUCGCCACUCUGGCCAUGGAUGCCCAUCAGAAAGAUGUGAUUUUGAAGGAUGUGGACAGAUUUCUGCAGCGGAUAGAGUAUUAUCGCAAGGUCGGCAAGGCCUGGAAGAGAGGCUAUCUGCUCUAUGGCCUGCCGGGGACUGGCAAAUCCAGCUUCAUUGCCGCCAUGACCAAUUAUUUGAACUUUGAUGUCUACGAUUUGGAGCUCACGGAGCUGCGCCAGAACUCUGAUCUGCAGAAGCUGCUGCUCGCCACCGCCAAUAAGUCCGUUUUGGUGGUGGAGGAUAUCGAUUGCACCAUCUGGACCCCAGCCUGCUGUUGCCUCCCCCUCUUCUCUACCCUUCGACGCCUCCCACCUCCAUCCCUCUAUCCUCUCGCCGCCCUGCCGCCCUCCCACCUCUGCCCUCUCGCCUCUCGCCGCCUCUGCCGCCUUCCCACUGACCUUCGCCGCCUCCGCCGCCCUCCCACCUCCAUUCACCCGGCGCCGCUUCCCUCUUUUCCCCUCUGUAAAUCUGCCUCCCCCUUUCCCGCUCUGUUCCGGCGCCACCGCCUCCGCCUCUCACCUCUCGCCUCUUCGCCUCCACCUCCGCCCUCUCGCAUCCAACGUUCGAGCCGCCUCUCGCCUCUUCGCCUCCGCCCUCUCGCCUCCACCGUUCGAGCCGCUUCCGCCCUCUCGCCUCUCAUUUUGUUGGUUGUUUGA
Molecule: messenger RNA, 993 nt
Organism: Salvia miltiorrhiza (redroot sage)
Lineage: Eukaryota; Viridiplantae; Streptophyta; Magnoliopsida; Lamiales; Lamiaceae
Product: protein HYPER-SENSITIVITY-RELATED 4-like
Exons: 2
Coding region: 76-993 (305 amino acids)
Molecular function (GO): ATP hydrolysis activity; ATP binding
Source: RefSeq, a predicted model, not a curated record